Messenger RNA from Malus domestica (apple), 1264 nucleotides. RefSeq names its product rho GDP-dissociation inhibitor 1-like. Gene Ontology annotation, biological process: Rho protein signal transduction. The record is from RefSeq and is a predicted model, not a curated record. Gene Ontology annotation, cellular component: membrane; cytosol; cytoplasm. Gene Ontology annotation, molecular function: Rho GDP-dissociation inhibitor activity; protein binding. NCBI's taxonomy places the organism in Eukaryota, Viridiplantae, Streptophyta, Magnoliopsida, Rosales, Rosaceae.
AACUGCAUACAAUUCGCUCCAAAUCCUCUUCUCAUACAAUACUUUGUACAAUAUAAUCCGACGUCGUAUUCCGUAGUUCCCUGCACAGAUAGAGAGAAACCGAGUGAAUUAAAGCAUCCAGUCCAAUCCAACCAAACCUUUGUUUACACUCUUCUUCACCCAUCCUUUCCUCCAUCUUUUCGUGCUUUUUUUGGUAAAAAUGUCGGCAGCUGUGGGCGCUAUUUCUGCAACCAAAGGUGCAACUUUCAAUUCUCAAAUGGCAGAAGAGGAGCUCGUUAACAGUGACAAGAAAAACAUGGCUGCAAGUGUUGAAAAACCGAGCCAGCUGCUACCCAAAGGUGACGAUGGUCAUAGUGAUGAGGUUGAUCUGGAUGAAGAGGACGAUGAGGUCGCCGCAUUGGAAUCGGAAAAGGAUCAGUUGGUUCUUGGCCCUCAGUUUUCUCUCAAGGAGCAGCUUGAGAAAGAUAAAGAUGAUGAGAGUUUGAGGAAAUGGAAGGAGCAACUUCUUGGGAGUGUUGAUCUCUCUGCUGUUGGAGAGAGUAAAGAACCGGAAGUGAGGGUACUAAGUCUCACAAUCGUCUGCCGGGGCCGGCCGGAUCUUGUCCUGCCGAUCCCGCUUACUCACAAACCCAAGAGCAGUCUGUUCACACUCAAAGAAGGAUGCCAGUACCGCAUCAAAUUCACAUUCUCCGUCUCCAAAAACAUCGUCUCAGGCCUCAAGUACACCAACACUGUGUGGAAGACUGGUGUUAGAGUGGACAAUUCAAAGAGAAUGCUUGGAACAUUUAGUCCUCAAGAAGAACCUUAUAUAUAUGAGACUGCAGAAGAUACUGUUCCUGCAAGCAUAUUUGCCAGGGGCUGGUAUUGUGUGAGAACCAAAUUUUUGGAUGAUGAUGGAAAGUGCUAUUUGGACAUGAGCUACUACUUUGAAAUCCAGAAGAACUGGCCAAAAUCCACUUGAAACUAAUUUCCAUCUGUUUUUCAGCAAUUAAUAUUGGCUUAAUCAAAUGACCAUGCGGUACAUUGUGUUGUUUAGUGAAGUUUUCCAGUCUAUAAGUUAAUUAUCUUUGUCAUCCAUCUUUGAGAUUGGCAAUUGAUGCUUCAAAUGAACCUUUUCAGCUGUGAGAUGAUGUUCUUCCUCCUCUCAUGUUGUUGUAUCUUGUAAUCAUACUGAGCACAAUCCAAUCCAUAUGUUUAUGUGAUUCAAUAAGAAAGCACUGUACCAAGACAUGCAUGCUUUUUAAUGAAUUUCUUUUCCUUUUCU